Vicugna pacos (alpaca) is the source of this 5108-nucleotide messenger RNA. The record is from RefSeq and is a predicted model, not a curated record. NCBI's taxonomy places the organism in Eukaryota, Metazoa, Chordata, Mammalia, Artiodactyla, Camelidae.
GUUCCUUGUCUCAGACUUCAGCUACGGGGCCGACGACUACGACGGAGAGGGGAAUGAGGAGCAGAAGGGGCCCCCAGAGGGCUCGGAGACCAUGCCAUACAUCGACGAGUCACCCACCAUGUCACCCCAGCUCAGUGCCCGGAGCCAGGGCGGCGGGGACAGCAUCUCCCCCACCCCACCCGAGGGGCUGGCACCUGGGGUGGAAGCAGGGAAAGGCCUGGAGAUGAGGAAGCUGGUUCUCUCGGGGUUCCUGGCCAGCGAAGAGAUCUACAUUAACCAGCUGGAAGCUCUGUUGCUCCCCAUGAAACCCCUGAAGGCCACAGCCACCACGUCCCAGCCCGUGCUCACCAUCCAACAGAUUGAGACCAUCUUCUACAAGAUCCAGGACAUCUACGAGAUCCACAAGGAGUUCUAUGACAACCUCUGCCCCAAGGUGCAGCAGUGGGACAGCCAGGUCACCAUGGGCCACCUCUUCCAGAAGCUGGCCAGCCAGCUUGGUGUGUACAAAGCAUUUGUGGAUAACUAUAAAGUCGCUCUGGAGACUGCUGAGAAGUGCAGCCAGUCCAACAACCAGUUCCAGAAGAUCUCCGAGGAACUCAAAGUGAAAGGUCCCAAGGACUCCAAGGACAGCCACACGUCAGUCACUAUGGAAGCUCUGCUCUACAAGCCCAUUGACCGAGUCACCAGGAGCACCCUGGUCCUACACGACCUGCUGAAGCACACACCUGUGGACCACCCAGACUACCCGCUGCUACAAGAUGCUCUCCGCAUCUCUCAGAACUUCCUUUCCAGCAUCAAUGAGGACAUUGACCCCCGCCGGACUGCGGUCACAACCCCCAAGGGGGAGACACGGCAGCUGGUGAAGGACGGCUUCCUGGUGGAAGUGUCAGAGAGCUCCCGGAAGCUGCGGCACGUCUUCCUCUUCACAGACGUCCUACUGUGUGCCAAGCUGAAGAAGACCUCAGCGGGGAAGCACCAGCAAUAUGACUGCAAGUGGUACAUCCCCUUGGCUGACCUAGUGUUUCCAUCUCCUGAGGAGUCUGAGGCCAGCCCCCAGGUGCACCCCUUCCCAGACCACGAGCUGGAGGACAUGAAAAUGAAGAUCUCUGCCCUUAAGAGUGAAAUUCAGAAGGAGAAAGCCAACAAAGGUCAGAGCCGGGCAAUCGAGCGCCUGAAAAAGAAGAUGUUUGAGAAUGAGUUCUUGCUGCUGCUCAAUUCCCCCACAAUCCCAUUUCGGAUCCACAAUCGGAAUGGAAAGAGCUACCUGUUCCUAUUGUCCUCAGACUAUGAGAGGUCAGAGUGGAGAGAAGCAAUUCAGAAACUCCAGAAGAAAGAUCUCCAGGCCUUUGUCCUGAGCUCAGUGGAGCUCCAGGUGCUCACGGGAUCCUGUUUCAAACUUAGGACUGUACACAACAUUCCUGUCACCAGCAAUAAAGACGACGACGAGUCUCCAGGACUCUAUGGCUUCCUCCACGUCAUUGUCCACUCUGCCAAGGGGUUUAAGCAGUCAGCCAACCUGUACUGUACCCUGGAGGUGGAUUCGUUUGGCUACUUUGUCAGCAAAGCCAAAACCAGGGUGUUCCGCGACACGACAGAGCCCAAAUGGGAUGAGGAGUUUGAGAUUGAGCUGGAGGGCUCUCAGUCCCUGAGGAUCCUGUGCUACGAGAAGUGCUAUGACAAGACCAAGGUCAACAAGGACAACAACGAGAUUGUGGACAAGAUCAUGGGCAAAGGGCAGAUCCAGUUGGAUCCACAAACUGUUGAAACCAAGAACUGGCACACGGAUGUGAUUGAGAUGAAUGGGAUCAAAGUGGAAUUCUCCAUGAAAUUCACCAGCCGAGACAUGAGCCUGAAGAGGACUCCGUCCAAAAAGCAGACCGGCGUCUUCGGGGUGAAGAUCAGCGUGGUGACCAAGCGGGAGCGCUCCAAGGUGCCCUACAUCGUCCGGCAGUGUGUGGAGGAGGUGGAGAAGCGGGGCAUCGAGGAGGUCGGCAUCUACCGGAUAUCAGGGGUGGCCACAGACAUCCAGGCGCUGAAGGCCGUCUUUGAUGCCAAUAACAAGGACAUCCUGCUGAUGCUGAGUGACAUGGACAUCAACGCCAUUGCUGGCACCCUCAAGCUCUACUUCCGGGAGCUGCCCGAGCCCCUCCUCACAGACCGACUUUACCCAGCCUUCAUGGAGGGCAUCGCCCUGUCAGACCCUGCUGCCAAGGAAAACUGCAUGAUGCACCUGCUCCGCUCCUUGCCCGACCCCAACCUCAUCACCUUCCUCUUCCUGCUGGAACACUUGAAAAGGGUUGCUGAGAAAGAACCCAUCAACAAAAUGUCCCUUCACAACCUGGCUACCGUGUUUGGCCCCACGUUACUGAGACCCUCAGAAGUGGAGAGCAAAGCGCACCUCACAUCAGCUGCCGACAUCUGGUCUCAUGAUGUCAUGGCACAGGUCCAGGUCCUCCUCUACUACCUGCAGCACCCCCCCAUCUCCUUCGCAGAACUAAAGCGGAACACACUGUACUUCUCCACCGACGUGUAGCCUGAGGUGGGAGCAGCUGUGGGGGGUGGCCCGAGCCAGCCUCUCCAGCAGGGACCCAACACAGACUUGAAGGACUACAAUAGAAAACUUCCAAACCCAGUGCUCCAGACUCCAAGGGACACAGAUUUCCAAGAACUGGAAGACGUGCAUCUUUUGUGCCACCUUGUACAAAGCCAGCUGCCCCAGCCCCAGCCUCACCGCACACCCUGGGCUCUGCCCUCUGCACCUCUAGUUGUGUCUAAUGCUCCGUGCCGUUCGGGAAUUGUUUUACGUCUGUUUGUCAUGCAGAAAAGGUAGUGACCGACCUGGUGCGGGCACACAGACAGCCUGCUUUGUUCUUUCAUUUCCUCCAACACUUUCCUCCAGAGUCCAGUCCAAGGGCUUUUCUUUUGCACUGUAACUGUUGCCAGCUUCUCCUCUCUUGGCCCUGCUCCCAGAUCGCCGUCUCCUGGCAGCCUCCCCUCGGCCUUCCCCUACCCUCUCCUCCCUCCCGGCCUGCCCGCAUGCAUGUGCAGCCUUGGUUUUUGAUCCGUCACCUGGAAAGUUCUGAGGAGGCCCUGGGUGGCAGUGGCGGUGGCAGUGGCGGCUGGUCAGAUGCCGCCCCCUGGCCCUCUUGCCCUCCUCCACCCGUGGAAGCACACCUGCUUGGCCUGGCCGCCUGUGCAAAUGUCGGACAAGGAGACAGGCUCACACUAAUCCUCAGCUUAGCACAGGCUGGAGAAUGGAUUUCUGGGAUUUUCCACCUGAGAGCCUCCAUUUCUGGGGUUUAUCUGUUCUGUCUCCAGUAGCAGUGAGGCAUCUUUGACUGUUUCUUCUACUGCUUUUCAGUUCCUUUUACCCUGGUGGUAGAUUUCCUUUGAGAGUAAAGACUCACAAGUGACCUGCUAUCAUGGUAGCCGGCGGUCAGGAAAGAAUCGAGGGAGAUGGGAGAGUCGGGCCACUGAGGAAACAGGACAGGCUGGAUGUUCAGAGGAGCGCCACGGGGCGCUGGGGGUCCUAAGUUGGGGGGCAGAGGCUCUCAGCAGCAAGGAGUUGUGGCUUUUCUAGGGGAGCCAGGCUUCUGGGAGGGCAACUACUAGGGCUGAACAGGUGUCCUGAAACAGGCAGGCUCUGUCCAGGGGGGAGCCCUUCCUGGUGGCUCAUGCACCUCGUGGUACCUUUGCCUUAGAUUUUACACUUUCUCCACAGCCAAGCACUGCCAUGGGGCAGCCCCCACGGCCACGUGUGCGCCAGGGCCUGGGACAGGUAGGCACAGUCCAGCAGUAGCCAGCCAUCAUGGUGCUGCCUCCUUACCCCCAGCUUCUUGGAUGCAGACUUUUGGGGUAACUGCGAAACUCUAGAAGUUGGGGAAGAAUGAGGAGUCACAGGCACGGUCCUCUCUGGGAACUGGGUUUUGCAGGGAACCCUUGUUGUUGACAUUCAGGGAUCAGCAGGUUCCCUUCCCAACUUUGAGACCCACUGCUCAGUCUGGAAAGGAGUGAGAAGUAGCCCCAAAGCGCAGUCUCUUCCCACUGAGCAGCAGCGGCUGUCCUGUGGCAAUUGGCCUGGGAGGGCAGUCACUUGGGGCUGCAAGGGCUUGAGCCGCAGUGCACAGCUCCCUGGCUCUCCUCGGUGGUGACGAAGACCUGAUUCAAUUCCUUGGGAUUGGAGAGAACAGCUCCCCUAGCUUGAGAUCUGGGCUGUUUUAAAAGAAGCUGUGGCACUUGCUCAGUGAGGGGAAGGGCGCUUUCUCAUCUUGUUUACACCUGAUGCCCAGUCGUGGGCAGAAUGGUACAUUCUGUGCAAGCUGGAGGAAAGAGAUGCGUAAGAGGAGGGAAAUACUGACCCCCUGGCGCCUAUUAGCAGCUCAGCAAGGAGCCCUGCUCCCUGAGACAGGAGGUGGAGAAAGAAUGCCACCUGAGUCUAAAGAUCCCCAUGUCUGACCAUCCCUGGAGUCUGUUCGGCGCUCAGGAGCUGGUGUGUGGCAUGGAAGUCUUUGCUUCCAAAGCCACUGACUGGAAUGAACUGGAGGCCCAGCUAGAGCUAAUUACAGUGCCUCCCACCUCCCCCAAAAUAAAGGGAUGUUUGCUUCUCAGCAUCAGGUAGCUACUGCAGUCCCCAACCUUGCUUAGGCCAUAUGAGAAUGGGAGGAAGGCUGGAAGGGCUAAGAAAUGCAAAAGGCUCAGAAUAUUUAUAAAUUCCACCCCCAGAGUGGGGAGGGGCAGGUACCAGACCUGGACUAAAGCUGCACCAAGGAAAUAGCCCAUGGGUUCUCCUGAGAGACAGGGACUGUGCAGCCCAGAACCCCCAGCCACUGUGCCCAGGAGGGCAGGCUGUGCCAACUGGAGCCCAGCAGACAGGCUACAGGAAUCCCGGGUGCCUGUCCUUGCUGGAAAUGGCUGUGGGCUGCCGGCGUUUGCUGAUACAGGUAGGAUGGGACCCUUCAUUCAUAUUUGACUUUAAUAAGUUGGUAAGGAUAUAUUUUUCUUUGGUCUAUGUUCUGUUUCAACUUAUGUAGAUUAUUAUAAAAUGAUGUAAACCACGUGAAGAGGAAAAUGUUAAUAAAAAAAUGCAAAGCCCCAACAUUUGCACACAA